Messenger RNA from Halichondria panicea, 1847 nucleotides. Its product is annotated as E3 ubiquitin-protein ligase TRIM45-like. The transcript is spliced from 2 exons. NCBI's taxonomy places the organism in Eukaryota, Metazoa, Porifera, Demospongiae, Suberitida, Halichondriidae. Gene Ontology annotation, molecular function: zinc ion binding; ubiquitin protein ligase activity. Bases 203 to 1666 code for a protein of 487 amino acids. The record is from RefSeq and is a predicted model, not a curated record.
AUAACAGAGAUAUAAUUAUAGUUCUAACCUUAGUAGAUUGCAGAGUCCAUGCAGGGAUUCAGGGAAUUAGAAGAAACAUCAAAACAUCAAACCACUAAUUAUUGAUAGAGUAUAGAGCACCCACAGAUAAAGAUAAUAUUGCAACACACAACAACAAAAGGCAACAUAAAAGGUCAACGAUUUUAAAGAGCUAAAGACAAAAAUGGCAGAGAGUGCAGUGAAAGAACAGCUGAAAUGUUCCAUUUGCUUGGACAAUUUCAAGAAGCCCAAAGUGUUGCCGUGUUGUCACAGCUUCUGUCUCCAUUGUCUGGAGGGAGCUCACGAGAUAAACAAAGACAAGAAAAGCCUAACCUGUCCUCAGUGCAAUGCUCCACAUCAGGUUCCUACCAAUGGUCCCCGUGGUUUCCCUGAUGACUACACUCUUGCUAAUCAGAAACAAGCUGCUACAACCACACCAGUUUGUGAGCAAUGUGAUGAUAGCAACAAACCAGUGGCGUACUGCCACACCUGCUCAGACUACUUGUGUGAUGAGUGCUUGAAAGCUCACAAGAGACUUAAGGCUUAUCGAGAUCACAAGACAGUCAAUAUCACUCCUGGGAAGGCUCUUGAUAUCAAGCCUCAGGCAAAGAAGAGCUAUUUGUGCAGUGUUCAUCCUGAAAAACUACUAGAGCUUUACUGCAAGAGUUGUAAGAGCUUGGCCUGCCUCCUGUGCUUUGUGGGGCUACACAACGGCCAUGACAUUGGAAGCAUUGAUGACAAAACAAGACAAGAAGUGGAACAAAGUAUCAACGAUAUAGUGAAAGAAACAGAUUCGAAAUUGAAGCAAUUUGAAGAGAGCUUAAAAUACGUUUCUGCAGUUGAAAAAGAAAAAGCAGAAGCUCCCAUUACACUCAAAGCUCAAGUUGAUAAAAAAGUUGAUUUUCUCAUCCAAAAACUUGAAGCAAGGCGUAAAAAACUACACAAGGAGAUUGACGAUGCUUGUACGAAAGUCCACAAGGAAUUGUGGGCACAGAAAGAAUACCACGAGACAGCCAUUACAAACAUGGAGGGUGCUCUGAGCUUUACCAGAAGAGCUCUGGCCUGCAAGGAAAACACGGAACUACUGGCUCUCGGUGCACAAGUCACCUCCAGACUGAAAGAGCUGAGUCAGCUAAAAUGGGAUACCCAGUCCACGGAGAAAAUCGAAAUGAUAACAAUCGAAUUCAAAGAAGUGAACGAACAAACAUAUACACAGUCUCUCACGGUUAGUGAAGGGGAAACAGAUACGACAGUUGGGGAAAUACAUGUACAAACUUCUACGCCAGAUAUACAAAUUACCGUGACAGAGCUAGAGAAUUGUAGUGUUAUGCUUCAAGUAACGGCAGUAAUGAAAGGGAAAUGUAAACCUCCUAAACUAACUGCUUCAGCAACUUGUACACCCAUGCACUGUGUACGUGGUCAAAUUACAACAGAAGAAAAUGCUGCAGUAAAUAGUUGGACAGUGGAGUUUACUCCUAUACAACCAUGUACCUACACGAUUACAUUUGAAGUCAAUGGGGAAUAUGGAGGCAUAGACCUACACAAAGCUUAUGACUAUCGCAUCAAACAUUGCGAAAAAUUUUCUCAAGUGCUUUAUAAGAAGAGCAGGAAAAAAAAGGGCAAGAAAAUGCCAGAAGUCGAGAAUUAGAGCAUCAUGGUCAUAUGAUGUAGAUUGUGUAGCAUAAUUUAGUUUCAAGCACCUGUGGUGUAAAAUGCCUUGGUCUAAGAAAGUUGAUUACCCGAGGUGCGUGUGGGCGACCACAGGUAUAGUAGUCUGUUGGUCUGUUUGUCUGUUGGUCUGUUUGUAAUAUUAUUAUCUGAUUAUCUGA